Messenger RNA from Pteropus alecto (black flying fox), 1550 nucleotides. It is a transcript of the gene RDH14, whose product is annotated as retinol dehydrogenase 14. The record is from RefSeq and is a predicted model, not a curated record. Bases 119 to 1135 code for a protein of 338 amino acids. NCBI's taxonomy places the organism in Eukaryota, Metazoa, Chordata, Mammalia, Chiroptera, Pteropodidae. The transcript is spliced from 3 exons.
GCCGCGGCCAGGGACAACUAGCCGCGCCCCAGAGUUCUUCGCGUACAGGUGGCAGCCUCGUCCCGCGGCUACUCUAGAAUUCCCGCGAGAGGCCUGUGGGACCUCGGCUCGGGCUUCUAUGGCUGCUGCUGCAGUGGCGGCACUGCUGGCCGCACUGGGUGGGACUCUGUGGCUGGCGGCCCGGCGGUUCGUGAGGCCCAGCGUCCAGCAGCUGCAAGGAGGCGGGAACGGGAAGACCGUUCUGAUGCACGGAAAGACAGUGCUGAUCACGGGGGCCAACAGCGGCCUGGGCCGUGCCACGGCCGCCGAGCUGCUGCGCAUGGGGGCGCGGGUGAUCAUGGGCUGCCGGGACCGCGGGCGUGCGGAGGAGGCGGCGGCUCAGCUCCGCCGCGACCUCCUCCUGGCUGGGGGCCCCGAGCCGGGCCCCGACGCCGGCGGGGCGGAGCAGCUCGUCAUCAAAGAGUUGGACCUCGCCUCGCUGCGCUCCGUGUUUUCAAUGUGCCAUGAACUCUUCCAAGAAGAGCCUCGACUGGACGUCUUGAUCAACAAUGCAGGCAUCUUCCACUGCCCUCUCAUGAGAACGGAAGAUGGCUUCGAGAUGCAGUUCGGAGUGAACCAUCUGGGGCACUUCCUGCUCACUAAUCUUCUCCUUGGACUCCUCAAAAGUUCAGCUCCCAGCAGGAUUGUGGUAGUUUCUUCCAAACUUUAUAAAUACGGAGACAUCAACUUUGAAGACUUGAACAGCGAACAAAGCUAUAGUAAAAGCUUCUGUUACAGUCGGAGCAAACUGGCUAACAUUCUCUUUACCAGAGAACUAGCCCGCCGCUUAGAAGGCACAAAUGUCACCAUCAACGUCUUACACCCUGGUGUCGUGCGGACUAAUUUGGGGCAGUACAUACACAUUCCACUCUUGCUCAAACCCCUUUACCACUUGGUGUCAUGGGUUUUUUUCAAAACUCCAGCAGAAGGUGCCCGGACCUCUAUCUAUUUAGCCUCUUCACCUGAGGUAGAAGGUGUGUCGGGAAAAUACUUUGGGGAUUGUAAAGAGGAAGAACUACUGCCCAAAGCCAUGGAUGAGUCUGUGGCAAGAAAACUCUGGGAUGUGAGUGAGAUCAUGGUUGGCAUAUUAAAAUAAGAACAAAGUGUGAGAGAGCUAUUUAUAAAACUGGGUGUCAGAUCGGCGAUCAGGAAUGGAGUGUUUUGAGCACUUGCUACUUGAAAACAAUUUUGGUCUUAAAAUAGUACAGCUAAGGUAUAUAUGGAUGGUUUGAUGUUAUGAAAAAGUUAUGUUUUGGAGAACAAAAUUUCAGAAAAGAUGUUAUAUAUAAUAAGCAUAGCCAAUAAGUAUAAUGAACAAUUAUAUUUUUUAAAUUAUAAUUAAAAAGCAUGGAUUACAAAUAUUAACUCAGUUUGAGAAGUUUUUAAAAUAUCUUUGCGUUUCAUGGCCAAAGUGUUAAAUAUUUUUAUUACAGUGUUGGUUUCUGUGUGGGAAUAAAUGCCUGGUGUGUAUGCACAAUUCUUAGAAUAAAUUUACUGAUGCAAAUUCUUAA